This is a messenger RNA of Hansenula anomala, 1512 nucleotides long. Its product is annotated as allantoate permease family MFS transporter. Gene Ontology annotation, biological process: dipeptide transport; transmembrane transport; tripeptide transport. Gene Ontology annotation, molecular function: dipeptide transmembrane transporter activity; allantoate transmembrane transporter activity. Bases 1 to 1512 code for a protein of 503 amino acids. Gene Ontology annotation, cellular component: plasma membrane. The transcript has a single exon. NCBI's taxonomy places the organism in Eukaryota, Fungi, Ascomycota, Saccharomycetes, Phaffomycetales, Wickerhamomycetaceae. The record is from RefSeq and is a predicted model, not a curated record.
AUGACUGAAUUUAAAGAAAAGGCUACUGAAACUAUCGAGGUCCAAUCGUUACCAGUCUCUCAAAAAAGCGAAGUUGAUGCUGCUUUUGAAAUUGCCCUACUGGCUCAAGACUUAGAGAUCACAGAUGAGAUCAAUAAGAAACUAUUGAGGAAAAUUGAUUUUUAUAUCCAACCUAUUAUGUGGUCAAUUUACACUUUACAAUUUAUGGAUAAGGUUACUAAUGGGUUUGCUGGUGUUAUGGGUAUUCAAAAGGACUUGGGAUUGGUGGGAGAUGAGUUUUCAUGGCUAGUUACUGGUUUUUACUUGGCUUAUUUAGUUGCAGAGUUUCCUAUAUCACAAUCAUUACAACGUUUGCCAUUUGUUAAAACCUUGAGUGCCUGUAUAAUCAUUUGGGGGAUUGUUUUAUGUGCCCAUGCAGGAGCACAUAACAGUGCACAAAUCAUCACCGCUAGAGUGUUUCUGGGACUUUUUGAAUCCAGUAUUACUCCUGGGUUUGUUAUUUUGAGUUCCCAAUGGUAUAAAAAGGAAGAACAGUUUGCUAGAAUUGCUUAUUGGUUUAGCUGUAAUGGUGCCGGUAGUAUCCUAGGUGGUGCUAUUGGCUAUGGUUUGUUACAUCAUGCUGACUCAUUAGGUAUUGAAUCAUGGAGAGUUUUGUUUAUUGUAACAGGAUUAUUAACUGUUGUAUUUGGUGUUUUAUUCUAUUUCUAUGUUCCUGAAAAUCCUUCAAAAGCUUGGUUUCUAACAGAGGAGGAAAAAUUAUAUCAGGUGCAAAGAAUUAAAACUAAUCAACAGGGAUUUGGUACCAAGAAGUUCAAAAAGUAUCAAGCCAUUGAAGCAUUCAAAGAUAUUAGAACUUGGAUAUAUAUUGCAUGGGGGCUAACUGCACAAAUCCCAAAUGGAGGUCUGGGCUCAUUCUCAUCCAUUCUUUUAAAUCGAACUCUAGGCUAUUCUAAAGAAAAAGCAUUGUUAAUGGGAUUACCUCAAGGUGCUAUCCAAAUCGCAUCGGGUAUUAUAACUGGGUUUAUCGCAACAAGAAGUGGGAAGAGAGUUCUAAUCGGUGUUUCCUGUUGUGCAAUUACUUUGAUCGGUCUGUGUCUUUUGGCCUUUUCAGACUCACCAAAAGUUCAACUAGGUGGCUAUUAUAUUAUUCCAUUUUUUGCUAUUGGUAUUGUCACAAUCUUGGCCUCAAUCGCUUCAGAUGCAGCUGGUCAUACAAAGAAAUUGACAGUGAGUGCUGCGUUUCUUGUUUCUUACUGUGUUGGAAAUGUGAUAGGACCUCAAACAUUCAGAGCUAAAGAUGCACCUCUGUAUCAACCAGCAAGAGUUACUAUGGCUGCAUGCUUAGUUGUUGCAACAGUUGAUUUGUUUUUAUUAUUGUUGGUGAACAUUUACGAAAACAAAAAAAGAGAUAAGAAGUUUAAAAAAGAUCCAAACUACUACAUUGCACCUGAAAAUAGUGAAUUUUUGGAUUUGACGGAUUUUGAAAACAAAAACUUUAGAUACUCUUGUUAA